Messenger RNA from Aspergillus neoniger CBS 115656, 228 nucleotides. RefSeq lists its product as uncharacterized. NCBI's taxonomy places the organism in Eukaryota, Fungi, Ascomycota, Eurotiomycetes, Eurotiales, Aspergillaceae. The transcript has a single exon. The annotation marks the transcript as partial. The record is from RefSeq and is a predicted model, not a curated record.
AUUAAACAUCUCUUUAAUAAUUCUCAGAAUAUCUGCUAUUAUUACCGGAGCCACCUAUAUUCCAAGACUAUUAAAGUUCUUAUACUCCAGAUAUGCACUGAUCACUUUACCAUUACUAAGAAAUAUCAGGAUAUUCUUAAUAAUCUUUCUCUGAAUUCUAUUAUAUUCACAGCUAAGAAUCAAGAAGAUAAUGAGCUAAUAACAACCUUCUAUAUCAAUGAGAAUAAG